AUGACCGACACCAUGUUUGGGAACGGAAAUGACCAGUGGGUGUGUCCCAACGACCGGCAGUUGGCCCUCAGAGCAAAGCUGCACACAGGCUGGUCCGUGCAUACCUUCAAGACGGAGAGGCAGAGGAAGAGUCAGAUCCUGGAGAAGAGAGAGCUGGACAUCAUUAUGAGUGUAAUACAAAGGGCAGAGCAGCUGGAUCUCAUUGAGCAGUGCCGGAUCGGGCGUCUGGUGGAGCGUCUGGACAACAUGAGGAGGAGUGCUGUGGGAAACGGGAUGACUCAGUGUCUGCUCUGUGGGGAGGUACUGGGCCUGCUAGGGACGCCCUCUGUUCUGUGCCAGGACUGCUGUAAGGUGUGGAAACGCUCAGGAGCGUGGUUUUACAAGGCCUUGCCGAAACACGUGCGGCCCACUAAGGAUGCCGCUUUAGAUGUCAGGAGACCGGUCGUCGAGAGGACGGAGCAGGAAGUGACCCGGAGCGAGGCGGCUAGCCGCACAUACACAUGGGCACACACCAAAGUCAUCUCCAGUGAGAGUGAUGGCAGUGACACUGAGCUCAGUGAGUGUAGCGGUGACAGAAGAGCGUCCAUCACAGACAGCAACCCGAGGAGAGACUCAGAGUCCAGCGGGGGCCAGGUUCACACGCCCGUCGGUUCGGCAGGUCAGACGACACGCAGAAGCUCCAGCCUCCAGUCAGAGAGCCGUUCCAGCCUGGGCAGCGAGCGGAGCACCUUCCCGCUGGUCACGGAAGACGAGGACACGGACUACAGCCGCCCAUCUUUGAAUGUGAAGACUACCGGCAGACCCGUGGCCCCCCCACCCCCCGCCGCUGACUCACCCAGCAGAACCCUCCCCCCGCCCAGCCGAGCUGCCGUGACCUCUGGCUCCAGCAGGGACGGCCGCGCACGGGGCCGCGCAAGCCGGGUUCGGGCCACCGCUAAGAUCCACAAGUCUAGCCCCGAAGAAACCAGAAUCCCGGCGUGA
Molecule: messenger RNA, 981 nt
Organism: Chanos chanos (milkfish)
Lineage: Eukaryota; Metazoa; Chordata; Actinopteri; Gonorynchiformes; Chanidae
Product: rab effector Noc2-like
Exons: 7
Coding region: 1-981 (326 amino acids)
Biological process (GO): regulation of calcium ion-dependent exocytosis; exocytosis; intracellular protein transport
Cellular component (GO): synapse
Molecular function (GO): small GTPase binding
Source: RefSeq, a predicted model, not a curated record